UUACAACAAGUAAUUGUGAAACUUUAAAAAUGUUCCUUUGCUAUUAAACACAAAGAAGAAGAAAACGUUCAUUUUUUCAGUUUUCCUUCCACAAAACGCUCCAUGCGUGUGACACCGCGCGUGUUGACGUAGUGUGAACGUCAUAUAUCAGAGACAAACAUGGAGAGCAUGGCGCAGCUCAGACCGGCCUGAGAGAGAACUUCAGUUAAAAACAGCUUCAGCAGCAGAACCCAGACUGACAGCAUGGCGGAUAUCGAGGACUUCGGAAAUAUAGAAGUCAUUUUUCAGGAUGAAGAGGAUAAAAAAGCUCCACGGUGUCCUCACGGACCUACAAUCCUGUUUGAGAUAAAGUGCAAAGGGGAGAAGAAUGGAAGGAGAUUUUAUGCCUGCUCUGCAUGUCGUGAUAGAAAAGAAUGCAGCUUCUUUCAGUGGGAGAAAGAAAAGGUAUCAGAGGCAAGGUUGCUUGCAAGAGAGCAGCAGAACCUUUCAAAGCUGCCUCCCUUUUCUCAUGCGCAGUACUGUGCAAGAUUCAGAGAGUAUGCCUCUCUUCCACUGGAUCAGAGGAGGUUUUGUGUGGAUUGUCAGAUCCUGCUACUUCCUGGAGAAUGGAGCAGUCACUCCUCACACCACAUACUUUCUGACAUCACAGUGUCACAGCUAAGGAGGCCCAGUCUACUGCUGUGCCCAUUGGAGAAUAACAAGAGCAAUGCACAGUACCUGUUUGCUGACCGCAGCUGCCAUUUUCUCCUUGAUGUGCUUUUUGGAUUAGGAUUCAGGAAGGUUCUCUGUUUGGGGACACCACGAUUCCAUGAACUAAUUAAGAUGCAAAGCAUAGACAACAAGAGUGACCCCAUCAAGAGUUUACUACUGGAUAUUGAUUUCAGAUAUUCUCAGUUUUAUGGGCAGGACGAAUUCUGUCAUUAUAACAUGUUUAACCAUCAUUUCUUCAAUGGAGAGGAGGCAGCCAAAGACUUCCUAGACUUCCUGACUGAGGACGGAUCUAAAGUUGUGAUGGUGGCAGACCCACCCUUUGGAGGUCUGGUGAAGCUGCUUGGCCACACAUUCUCUAAGAUAUCAGAGAUAUGGAGAAAGCUUCAAGGUACAGAGAGCAGUGCGUCUGAGAUGCCUAUGGUGUGGAUAUUCCCAUACUUCUUUGAACCACGGAUUCUUAACUGCUUUCCUUCCUUUACUAUGUUGGAUUACCAGGUGGACUAUGAUAACCACCCUUUGUACAAGCAUGGAAAGUCUGGCAGGAAGCAGUCUCCUGUCCGACUAUUCACCAACCUCUGCCCCAAAGACAUCGUCCUGCCAAAGGAGGAAGGCUACAGAUUUUGCAGCAUUUGUGAGAGAUACGUAUCAGGAGAGAACAAACACUGCUCCAUAUGUAACGCGUGUACAUCAAAGAAUGGAAAAGAAUGGAAGCAUUGUCCAGAAUGUGGAAAGUGUGUGAAGCCCUCCUGGCUCCACUGUUCUUUGUGUGGUCACUGUACACUCCCAAAUCAUCAGUGCGGGCAGAUGGGCUGUUACAACUGUGGAGACCAAGGGCACAAGCGCAAAGCCUGUCCCAGCAAAGGCAAGAAAAACUUACAGCAGCAGAAGAGCGGUAAAGGAGCUAAGGGGACAUUCAGCCUUGACACCAACAAAACCACAGGCAAAAACAAGAGAGGCAAAAAUGCACACGGGAAGAAGAAAAUGGUCAGAUGACUUCUAACUCACAGUGAAUUGUUAGUCAUGUGCUGUGCAAGUGCACACUGAUGGUCAUUGUAAGGCCAUAAGUCACUCAGCCUUCUCUGUGUGAGUGGAGCAUUAUAACGGCUGAACUAAGCACUUUUUGUAGUCUACUGAAUCAUCAAGGCAUUUAGGGGUAACUUGGAAUGCUUUAAACUGCAUUUUAAGAUGUCAGAGUCAGACCCUGUUACAUUUGUGCAACUUUUUAACUGUAGAGAGUCAAUAAAAAAAAAAUUGUGCAACAGGAACAUACACAGUAUGUGGAGUAUACUGAAGUAAUAGAACACAAGAGGGAGUGCGUUAUUAUGAAUUACAGCACAGCAAUGGUGUUAAUUGUGCAAUUAUGCACAAUCUCAACCUCAACAAUUGUGCUGUUAUCAGAUAUAACAAGUUGAAAUGUGUCUUAUCCAUGCUAUCAGAUUUUAUGUUAACUGAUAACGCUUGAUUAAAUUUCCCAGUCUUAUAAAUAA
This is a messenger RNA of Pygocentrus nattereri (red-bellied piranha), 2198 nucleotides long. It is a transcript of the gene zcchc4, whose product is annotated as zinc finger, CCHC domain containing 4. Gene Ontology annotation, cellular component: nucleolus; cytoplasm. Lineage: Eukaryota; Metazoa; Chordata; Actinopteri; Characiformes; Serrasalmidae. The record is from RefSeq and is a predicted model, not a curated record. Gene Ontology annotation, molecular function: nucleic acid binding; rRNA (adenine-N6-)-methyltransferase activity; zinc ion binding. The transcript has 13 exons. Gene Ontology annotation, biological process: rRNA methylation. The coding region runs from base 244 to 1704 and encodes 486 amino acids.